Vitis vinifera (wine grape) is the source of this 2118-nucleotide messenger RNA. Its product is annotated as ABC transporter B family member 27-like. The coding region runs from base 100 to 2028 and encodes 642 amino acids. Gene Ontology annotation, molecular function: ATP hydrolysis activity; ATP binding; ABC-type oligopeptide transporter activity. Gene Ontology annotation, cellular component: membrane. The transcript is spliced from 17 exons. Gene Ontology annotation, biological process: transmembrane transport. The record is from RefSeq and is a predicted model, not a curated record. NCBI's taxonomy places the organism in Eukaryota, Viridiplantae, Streptophyta, Magnoliopsida, Vitales, Vitaceae.
GAUUUUCUGCAGUUGUCUUUUCCGAACGACUUCCAACGACUUUCUUUUUAAAUCGUUUUCCCGCGAACAUGUUGGAAUUUGGAUUUUCUUGAAGCUCAAAUGCCCUCUUUAUGGGAUAAGAGACCAACAAUACAGCAUUUAGAGAAGACCCCGGAAUCGAAAAUGGCCUCUGGUAAUGAGACUGCCCCUCCUUUGAAUGAGGUGGAACGGCAAAAUGCAAAUGAUGACCUUGAGCAUGGCUUAGCAUAUCAGGCAGCAAAAGUGGGAUUUUUCAGAGUAUUUUCCUUGGCAAAGCCUGAAGCUGGGAAGCUAAUUGUUGCCACCAUCGCGCUUUUGGUAGCAUCUACAUCAAUUGUUAUGCUGCCAAAAUAUGGUGGAAUGGUAAUAGACAUUGUAUCAAGAGAUAUAAGGACUCCUGAACAACAAUCUGAAGCCUUGACUGCUGUCAAGAAUGCUGCACUAGCUGUUGUGCUGAUGGUUGUAUUAGGUUCUCUGUGUGUAGCAGUUCGGGAAUGGUUGUUUGCUUCUGUUAGCGAAAGGAUUGUAGCUCAUUUGAGAAAGGACUUAUUCAGUCACCUCAUUAAUCAGGACAUUGCCUUCUUUGAUGUUACUCCAACGGGCGAACUCCUAAGUAGACUAUCUGAAGACUCCCAGAUCAUAAAGAAUGUGGCAACUUCCAAUCUCUCUUCAGCUCUUACAAGCAUAACAAUUGUAUUUAUUGGUCUUGGCUUCAUGUUCUCAUCAUCAUGGAAGUUAACAUUGUUGGUAUUGGCAUUAGUGCCAGUUGUUUCAGUCGCUGCUCAUGUAUUUGGCCGCUAUCUUCGUGAACUUUCACAUAAAACUCAAGCUGCAGCUGCAGUAGCUUGCUCAAUGGCUGAGGAAUCUUUUGGGGCCAUUCAGACAGUGAGAUCUUUUGCACAAGAAGGUUAUGCAAUUUCAAGUUACUCAGAAAAAGUUCAUGAGACCCUCAAGCUUGCACUGAGACAAUCUAAAUUAGUUGCUCUAUUUUAUGGAGGAAUAAAUGCGGUAUUCACAUUGUCUAUUGUCAUAGUGGUGGUUUAUGGAGCUAGCUUAACAAUAGCACGCUCAAUGACUGCAGGCUCACUUGCAUCCUUUAUUCUGUAUAGCCUCACAGUUGGAAUCUCGAUGCUCUCACUAUUUGGACUAUAUACAACUGCAAUGAAAGCUGCAGGCGCAAGUAGGAGAGUUUUUCAGCUGCUAGAUCGUGUCUCACCAAUGCCGAUAUCAGGGCAUAAGUGCCCCUUAGGGAAUCCAGAUGGAGAUGUGGAAUUAGAUGAUAUUUGGUUUGCAUAUCCUUCUCGGCCCAGUCAUAUGAUACUCAAGGGAAUAUCUUUGAAACUGAGGCCCGGUUCAAAAGUUGCCCUUGUUGGUCCAAGUGGUGGUGGAAAAACGACAAUUGCUAGCCUAAUUGAGAGGUUUUACGACCCUCUCAAGGGAAAGAUUUUGCUAAAUGGGGUUCCUCUAGUGGAAAUAUCACACAAGUAUCUACACAAAAAGAUAAGUAUAGUGAGCCAGGAGCCUGUCCUUUUCAAUUGUUCUGUGGAAGAGAACAUUGCCUAUGGGUUUGACGGCAAAGCAAGCAGUUCAGAAAUAGAAAAUGCAGCUAAAAUGGCUAAUGCCCAUGAUUUCAUAGCAAAUUUUCCUGAAAAAUAUCGAACUGUUGUUGGAGAACGUGGGUUGAGACUCUCAGGAGGCCAGAAACAAAGGAUUGCAAUUGCGAGGGCACUCCUGAUGGACCCAAGAGUUUUGCUAUUAGACGAAGCCACAAGUGCUCUGGAUGCCGAGAGCGAAUACCUUGUUCAGGAUGCAAUGGAGUCUCUGAUGAGGGGCAGAACAGUUCUGGUAAUAGCACACAGGCUUUCCACUGUAAAAACUGCAGACAUUGUUGCUGUAAUAUGUGAUGGUCGAAUAGCACAAAGUGGCAGCCAUGAGGAGCUUCUCAGCAAGAAUGGUAUUUACACUGGCCUCGUCAAAAGGCAACUCCAAGGACCUUCAACUCCCCACUAGUUAUAUUAAGUGGACUGAAAUCUUCAUUUGCAUGUAAUGACUCCUACUUGAAUGAUUAAUAAUGUGAGACAUGUUCCAAACCUUUGCAAA